UGUGUAUAAUAUUUCUGUAUUGUGCUUGUGAGCUAAACGAGAUAUAGAGAUAAGCUUAUUUUAAGUUCAAGGUCGUAAAUCUAAAAUGAUUAAUGUGUCUAUAGGAAUUAUAGUAUUAAAUAGGUUUUAUUUACACCUUUUACUUUGUGACAAUAUUUGAUAUCACGUGACCCUAUAUUGAAUUUUAAUUGGUCAUCGGUGAGCGUGCCCUGCGCGACGCGAGAGGCGCAAUAAUAGUUCACCAAAAUGCCGUCGGAAUCUAAGCCUUUGUUGACAGCCCAAACAGAAAAACCAAAUCAUUAUAAUCCGGCUAUUUCGUUUCACAGAUAUCUGAAGGAAUUCAGAGUAGAGCAGUGCCCGUCGUUCCUACAGCAUAAAUGUACACAACAUAGACCUUUCACAUGUUUUCAUUGGCAUUUUAAUAAUCAGAGGAGAAGAAGACCAGUUCGAAAGAGGGAUGGUACAUUCAAUUAUAGCGCAGACAAUUAUUGUACCAAAUAUAACGAAACGUCAGGGAUAUGCGAGGAUGGAGACGAGUGCCCUUACCUACAUCGUACCGCAGGCGAUACGGAACGUCGAUAUCACCUGCGCUACUACAAAACAUGUAUGUGUGUUCAUGAUACGGAUGCUAGAGGACUUUGUACUAAAAAUGGGGCACAUUGCGCUUUCGCACAUGGUGCCCCUGACCUUCGCCCUCCAGUGUUGGAUAUGAGAGAACUACAAGCACUAGAAAAUCCUGAUGGGACUGAUGGUGAUGCAGCAGCGCCCAAUGCAUUAGAUAGAGAACGGAAUUUAAUGAAUGAAGAUCCAAAAUGGCAAGAUACAAAUUAUGUAUUAUCAUCAUAUAAAACUGAACCAUGUAAAAGACCACCUAGGUUAUGUAGACAAGGGUAUGCUUGCCCUCAGUAUCACAAUAGUAAAGAUAAGCGUAGAUCACCAAGAAAAUAUAAAUAUCGUAGCACACCAUGUCCUAACGUUAAGCACGGUGAAGAGUGGGGUGAGCCUAGCAAUUGUGAAGCUGGUGACGGCUGUGGCUACUGUCAUACACGCACUGAGCAACAAUUUCAUCCCGAGAUAUAUAAAUCCACUAAGUGUAAUGACGUUCAACAAGCUGGUUAUUGUCCCAGGGGACUGUUUUGCGCCUUUGCGCACGUCGAACCGGAAGAUUUGAGUGGCGUUCGUGAACUUGCCGCGCCUCUCGAAUGCGGCACCAAUCUCGCAGAUCUUCUGUCGUCGGCGUUGCCAGACAAGAAGGGCGAAGUCAGUGUACUCGGCGCCCUCGGGCUCGAGCGACGUACGCACUCUCCCACGCCGCACGCUAACGGCUCCGGUGACGGCUCCGAGUGCGCCUCCACCUCUUCCGGCGGUUCCAGCGGCGGCCGCGCUCCCGCUCGCGGUCUGCUGCCACUGGCGUCCCAGGCGCUCGACCUCGACAAGCCGCAACCCGCCUGGCCCCCCCGCGCCACCUUCGACGCGACCGUGCUGCAGGAGGUGGUCGGCAACGCGCUCGACGACCUCCACCUCGACGAUCCUCGUAAUCUCGUCGCUUCGCUCGACCGCGAUCUCUCCGACGGCGAGGGGCUACUCGGGGGCUCGGCUCCCGUAAACAUUCCGUCGGCGCGGUCAGCACUCCGCGGCUUCAGCCCACCGCCCGGCGGAUCGCCGCUGCCGCCUUUCCUGCGCUACACGCCCAACGACACGGAACGCCUGUUCAACUCGCAUGCGAUCAAAGCGGGCAGCUACGGCGCCACGGGGGCCGGGCCGUUCGAGUUCGGCGCGGCGUCGCCGUCGGCGCCCGGCGAGCUGUCGCGGCUGCGCGAGGAGGUGGUGGCGUCGCGCGCCGCCGCCGCGCGCUGGGACGAGCGCAUCGCGCAGGCGCGCUCGGCGUGCGAGGCGUGGCAGCGCGAGUCGGACGAGGCGCAGCGCAAGGCGGCGCUGGCCGAGCGGCAGCGCGACGAGGCGCUGGCGCACGCGCUGGCGCUGAAGCGCGAGCUGGAGGCGGCCCGCGCGCCGCGCCGGGAGCUGCGCGGGCUGCCGCUGACGGCGCUGAAGGCCAUGCAGGUGCAGGCGCGCACCGACCUGGAGGAGAUCGAAAAAGUGCUGUACCUGGAGACGGCCACCAAGUGCAUGGUGUGCGAGGAGCAGCCGCGCAGCGUGACGCUGGCGCCCUGCAACCACUACGUUCUGUGCGAUACGUGCGUGGCCACGGCCAAGGAGUGUCCGUACUGCCAGACGCCCGUGCAGCACCACCAGUGAGGCGAGGUGACGUAGUGCGGCGGCCCGCUGAUGACACUGCGCUGCCACUACCUUUUAUGUACUGAAACUUUUAUAAGUUGUAACCCAAAUGACUUACGUCUGAUCUAUUAAUUCUAAAAUUUAAUCUUCUAUGUUUUCUAUACAUAUUACCUUUUUUUACGCGAACUUUACAGUUGAAUUACGUCUAGAUAGUCGUGUACGUACGUGUAGUCGCCGGGCCGCCUCCGUAGUAGCUCUCUACUCGUUUUUAUCGCAAAAAAUAUUAAUAAUAAAAUAUUAUGUUCUGAGCUAUCUAUAAAUGCUAAAUUUAAAUCUUUCCUUAAUAUUUUUAUAUAUGGGUACAUUAAAUUGUAAUAUCAGAUGAUAAUAAUUAUAGGAUAUAUUUAACUUUAGUGAAGAGCAAGACUUAUUCUGGUAAAUUUAUUGAAUGAAACAAUGUGCAGGAAUAGGAUUUUCAAAUUUACUGCCACUUACAUUUGUAAUAAAUAUUGGGCGAUAUCGCGACCUUUGUUGCUUUAUACAAUAUUAAUACAACUAUGAACAGAAGCAAUUAUGAAAGUGAACACUCGAGGAAAUAACGAAUAUUGAUAGAAUAUAUUAAGAAAUGUGUACCUUUUUCUACUCUAUAGUAUAUUUUAACGAUAGAACUGCAAAUUAUGUGUAACCAAAAUAAGAAUCGUUUAUAUAUUGUCUUAUAGGGUAAUAAUAGCUUCAGAAUGUUUUUAAACAAUGUUAUUAAGAUGAAUGUUGGGGUGAAGGAAUAUACACACCAAAGGUAAAUAAUGAAUAUUGAUAAAUGAUCGUUUGAACACAGAUGCAUACAUUUUUAUAUUUGUCUAUUUAAAUUAUAGUGAUUUCAAAAUAUUUUUCAUAAACGAAUACAAUGUUAUUAUAAAAUAGAGCAUGAUAGCGAGUAGCUUCGACGUUACGUAUUUAUAUGCUUUCGAUGUUUGAUAAGUUUCGUUUAUACGUGUACUAGUGGACUCGUUGCUUUUCUCAUAUAAAUUAUACUAAUAUAGCUUUUUACGAGACAUUAUUAUUGAACUCAUUAAGGAAUUCUUUAAUCGACAUUAGUACAUAAAACUGUGUUAAAAUUGAAUUAUAUGAAAAUUUGAACCAACAAACAACAAAAGUGCUCGACGCCGUAUCAUAAAAUAUUGAACACAGGAAUAUUUUCGUAUUUUUUACGAAAGUUGCGUUUUUAAGUUGUAUAGUCGUUUGUACAGCACCUAUAUGAGAAUAGAAAUGGUGUAAUUUAUUUAUACAAAAUUAUAAAUUAUUUUGGCAUUUACGAUUUUCGUUAAUGCAAGGAUAAGUAAAAUAGGAUUAGAUUGACUUUGAAUCGUACGGAAGCGGUAGAUUUAGUUAUAUAUUCGGAGAGUUUUUUGCAUGUUCAUAGAAAGUCUGUAAUUAUAUAAACUUGAGCAUUUCAAACAUUGUAUGCGUUUAAAUUGACUUCAUUACUAUUGGUUGUUUUUACAUUUUCUGAAACUUAAAAUAGCUUUCUUCGUUCCGGCAUAUUAAUGUUCUUAGGACGCUUGGACCAAUAUCAGUGAAGCCUAUUCUUUUUGAUAUUUAUAAUUCAAGCAUCAUUUCAAACUUACAAAUAAAAAGGCAUUUAUCAAUUUUGAGUUAUAUAACAUAUAUUUAUUAACUAUGUUUUUGAUAUUGUAUACAUAUUUAACAUUUUCUUCUUUUAUGGGCAGUUUGUAAGUAAUCAUUGUUUUUGAAGAGUAAUUAUAAAUGACAUAUUCCAAGCCAAAUUAACAGUCUUGUACUUUGUUUUGCGACUAUAAUCUGAUAUGUUUGGUUGUUGUGGAUAAUAUUAUUAAAACAAAAGGAAAACCAACAAAAUGAAGUAGGAGUAAUGUCUCGAUUAGAUCGUUGAGUGCAUUUUAGGUACAUUCCCAUUAACGUAGAAGUUUUUUUUUGUUGUGAUACAUUGAAUUGACUGCAUUUUUUUAAAUUAUAAUUUUAUAUAUAUUUUUUUUAUGAUUUAUUACAGAUUUAACAUGUUUCGAGUGAGAUUUAAAAAAAAAUUGGAAUUCUGUUAUAUUAUUCGUAUAAAUUAUAAUUUCGUUUCAUUUACAAUUUUUGUUUUUAAAUUCCUAAUGCAUAUUUUUUUCCUUUGUAAAACUAGAAAUAGGAUUUUAAAUAUGUACAAAUUAAAUUUUGAAUGACAUUGAAAUAUUCCAAUUAUAAAGACAUGUAAUUUUCUUUAUCGAUACAAGUCUCUUUCGAGCCACCAUAUUUUAUAUUGAAUACAGUAAAAUGACAAUUUUGACAUAAAUUUUGGAUAUUCUAUAAAAGUAUUAUGCGACUAAGUUGUUUGUGCAUGUUUAAAUAUGAUCAAUAAUUUAUAUGUUUAUAUUUUACCAAAAGUAAGAUACAUUACGUACGCAUUUCGUUCUUACCAAUAAAUGUAUUUCAUUUGUCAACCUUAUAAACUUAUUAUAUAUAAUAAAUAACGAUUUGCGAAUGAUGGAACGGAACCGCAUAUUUGUGAAUUAUGUUUGUGCCCGGUUUACAUUAUUCCAGUAAGCAAUCCAGUACUGGACUAGAUCGCUGGACUGGAAUAAUGUAAACCGGGCAUUGUAUAAAAACAGCCAGUUGUUAUUCCACUAUUUAACGUUUUUGUUUUAUAUUUUUAAACGUUGACUAAUAGAGAGUAAGCAUCGAUUGUCGAAUCUAUUGAUUUUCACUUUUCUUUUACUAAAUACAAAAACUUUGUAUUAUUUUUUUUUGGUUAAAAUGUUUAUUUUUGUUUACAUUAAGAAAUAAGAAUCUAUGAUGAAAAAAAUAUAUACUCGUAAUCUUAAUAGCUACCUUUAUAAACUAACGCAUUUUAUAGAUUUUUUCUAAUUUUUCUACAAUUUAAAAAUAUUCAUAUUUAUAUAUUUUGAAAAAAAUUGAUUAAAUCUUAGUUUUGUUUUUUGUAUCGGAUAUAGUAAUAGUAAUAACAAAUUGAAUUUAGAAUAAUAUUUAGAUGUAAGUAGCGUUUUCAAAUUGUAUUGGACAUUAUUUUAAGAGUAGUUCGCAAGCAUCGUGCAUUGUAAUCGGAAGCAAUACAACCACAACCGCCUUUUACUCGAUAAUAUUAUAUACAUAUUUAUUGGGGCGACCGGCCGUUAUAUUAUUAUAUACGUGUUGAAUUCUUUAUCAUUGAGAUCAGCGAGAGUAACAAACAAAGCAUACAAAGAACGGUCCCCUUUAACUAAAUGUCGAUACGGCACAUUUUGUCGAGGUGUGAGCAUGCACGCUUUACGUAUGUGUGUAUUGUGUUAGUGUAGGAACAGCCUGAUGAAGGAUUGACGACUUGAGAAGGUACAGGCUUAAAGUAUAUCUCUUUUACUAUAUUUCGUAUUUUCCAAUUUUUAAUAAUAAUAUAUUUAAAAAAAAGAAUUUAACACAACGGCUUAUUGACGAAACUUAUAUUAUCGUAUGUAUUGUCAUGUUAGAAUUCGAAUUAAAAAGUAAAUAAUAUUUUCACUAAUAUUUCUCUAGUACGAAUAGUAUAGACAGAUGCUUAGUUGGCCUAAAUCGUCACAAAUAAUCGUGUGGAGUCUCGUGGAUAAUGUUAGAGGAGAUAAGUUUGUGUAAGUGUUGGAAACAAAAUGUACUGUGUUGUCAUCGCCUAUAGUAGCUUGCUAGUGUUUGUAUUUCUAAUAAUUUUAAAAUUUAGAUGUGUAUUAGAGUCACAUUUAUUUUUAUAUAGAAUCUUUAUCACAUGGAGAUUAAACCUUUAUCUAUGAAUUGAAGAAAAAUACAAUUUAAUGUGUGUAUUCAUUACUUUGCAUUGAAAGAUAAAACUGCACUAUAUUUUGUUUAAAAUGCAAUAACGGAUACAUCGAUAACACACAAACCACUAUUAUUUCGCCGUUAAAUCAAAACAUAUCAAACAAACAAACAAAACAUCCGUACAGUUAGCACAAAAGUAUUUAACGUUUGUUUUCAUAAUUCAUUAUUGUAAAUGUAGUCUGUCAUUAAUUGAAGUCAAAACAAUAACAUAACAGAAAUGCAGAAUGGUAUCGUUUAUAUCUGCCAAGGCGUACAUGUACAGGCGUGGUGUGGUUCUUGUUGUUGUUUUUUUUUUUAAUAUGAAUAUAUUAUUGCAUUAAGCAAAUUAUUUUAUUCUGCAUUACGAAACAGUUUUACAGUUUGCAUUUUAUGUUAGGGUUUUUUCAUUUAGGACCAAUUUUUGUUUUUUAAAACUUUUAAUGUUGUGUAAGCAUAAUAACUACUCUUUUUUUUUUUAAAUAUAUUUAAUAUAAUUUUUAAUUAUUUAAUCGUUAGGUAGGUAGGUCCAACAAAUUUUUUCAAAUUAUUAUUGUUAAUUAGACGUGGAUGUUAUAGUAAACAAAUAUGUUCACAGAAGAUCAAAUGUAUUGUUUUUUUUUUAAUUUUUAUAUUUAUUACUGUAUGCAUUCAAGCUUGCAAUGUCAUAGUAGGUAUAUUAUAAACAAAGUAAUUUUCAAAUCCAUGUGAUACAAACAUGUAACAGAGAUGAUUAUAAUAUUCUAGGUAGGUAGGUUUAAUAAAUUUUAAAUUCCAUUCA
Molecule: messenger RNA, 6811 nt
Organism: Nymphalis io (European peacock)
Lineage: Eukaryota; Metazoa; Arthropoda; Insecta; Lepidoptera; Nymphalidae
Gene: unk
Product: RING finger protein unkempt
Exons: 6
Coding region: 247-2256 (669 amino acids)
Molecular function (GO): metal ion binding
Source: RefSeq, a predicted model, not a curated record